UGGGCGAGCGGACGAGCGCGGGGCCGCCAGAUCAUGUCCGCCGUCCGCUCUGCGCUCCGGGGCGAGCGCUCGAGCGCCACGGCCGCUCCAUGAAUUCCAGCUGAGCGCGGGGGCGGGCGGGACCUCAGCGCCCGCAGACCUAGCCCGGCAUGGCUAGCUCGUGCACCGUGCAGGUGAAGCUGGAGCUGGGGCAACGCGCCCAGGUGCGGAAGAAACCCACCGUGGAGGGCUUCACCCACGACUGGAUGGUGUUCGUGUGCGGUCCGGAGCACAGCAACAUUCAGCACUUCGUGGAGAAAGUCGUCUUCCACUUGCACGAGAGCUUUCCUAGGCCAAAAAGAGUGUGCAAAGAUCCACCUUACAAAGCAGAAGAAUCUGGGUAUGCUGGUUUCAUUUUGCCAAUUGAGAUUUAUUUUAAAAACAAGGAAGAACCUAAGAAAGUCCGCUUUGAUUAUGACUUAUUCCUGCAUCUUGAAGGCCAUCCACCAGUGAAUCAUCUCCUCUGUGAGAAGCUCACUUUCAAUAACCCCACAGAGGACUUUAGAAGAAAGUUGCUGAAGGCAGGAGGGGACCCUAAUAGUAUUCAUACCAGCAGCAGCAGCAGCAGUACUAGUUUUUCAAAGCCUCACAAAUUAAUGAAGGAGCACAAGGAAAAACCUUCUCAAGACUCCAGAGAACAUAAAAGUGCCUUCAAAGAACCUUCCAGGGAUCACAACAAAUCUUCCAAAGAAUCCUCUAAGAAACCCAAAGGAAAUAAACCACUGAAAGAAGAGAAAAUUGUUCCUAAAAUGGCCUUCAAGGAACCUAAACCCAUGUCAAAAGAGCCAAAACCAGAUAGUAACUUACUCACCAUCACUAGUGGACAGCAAGAUAAGAAGGCUCCUAGUAAAAGGCCCCCUAUUUCAGAUUCUGAUGAACUCUCAGCCAAAAAAAGGAAAAAGAGUAGCUCAGAGGCUUUAUUUAAAAGUUUUUCUAGCACGACACCACAUACUUGUUCUGCUGAUAAAAAGCAGAUAAAAGAUAAAUCUCAUGUCAAGAUGGGAAGGGUCAAAAUCGAAGGGGAGGUAUCAAAGAAGAAACCAACUUUGCCACCUUUUGAUGAUAUCGUGGAUCCUAACGAUUCAGAUGUGGAGGAGAAUAUGUCCUCUAAAUCCGAUUCCGAGCAGCCCAGCCCUGCCAGCUCCAGCUCCAGCUCCAGUUCCAGCUUUGCACCGUCCCAGACCAGGCAACAAGGUCCCUUACGGUCUAUAAUGAAAGAUCUGCAUUCUGAUGACAAUGAGGAGGAAUCGGAUGAAGCAGAGGGUAAUGACAAUGACUCUGAGAUGGAAAGGCCUGUAAAUAGAGGAGGCAGCCGAAGUCGCAGAGUUAGCUUGAGUGAUGGCAGUGAUAGUGAAAGCAGUUCUGCUUCUUCACUCCUACAUCAUGAACCUCCACCACCAUUAUUAAAAACCAACAACAGUCAGAUUCUUGAAGUGAAAAGUCCAAUAAAGCAAAGCAAAUCAGAUAAGGAAAUAAAGAAUGGUGAAUGUGACAAGGCAUACGUAGAUGAGCUGGUCGAGCUUCACAGAAGGUUAAUGACGCUAAGGGAAAGACACAUUCUGCAGCAGAUUGUGAACCUUAUAGAAGAAACUGGACACUUUCAUAUCACAAACACAACAUUUGAUUUAGAUCUUUGCUCACUGGACGAAACUACAGUCCGUAAACUACAGAGUUACCUGGAAACAUCUGGAACAUCCUGAGGAUACAACAACUGGAUGCAUCAAAAACUAUUGUUUUUGGUUUGGUUUUUUUUUGGGGGGGGGGUUGUGGUUUUUUGUUGUUUAUAUGAAAACACUCAGAAUGAUGCAACCAAAAGAGAAAAAGUAAAAAUCAAACAAC
Heterocephalus glaber (naked mole-rat) is the source of this 1878-nucleotide messenger RNA. Lineage: Eukaryota; Metazoa; Chordata; Mammalia; Rodentia; Bathyergidae. The record is from RefSeq and is a predicted model, not a curated record.